AUGGACGAUCGGAACUUCAGAGAGAAAGAGAAAUACAUUCGCGAACAGUGUCUUGACUGUGCCCGCAUCUUUCUAAACGAUUCCAAGGCCGACUUGGUCGUCUACUGUUACCCCGUCCAAGUUGUUGAGAACGGCGAGGCCAAAGAAGGCAGCAACUACUACAUAGCGACCGUAAUUGAACUGACGAGAGGAGAGAACUCCGUAGCAAGGAAGGAGGCAGCGGGCGGAUAUGCUGAUCACACGACUGGAGCAUUGGAAAAUCUCCUUACCAGUCUCCAUGAGAAGAUCAGAAUUCAAGUCGAAGCGAAGAAGAACAUUGCCACGCUACACCUAAGGGUUUUAAAAUCGAGUGGACAGCCUGUACCACCAUCGAUGCUUAAUGCCUGA
Alternaria ventricosa is the source of this 387-nucleotide messenger RNA. RefSeq lists its product as uncharacterized. The record is from RefSeq and is a predicted model, not a curated record. NCBI's taxonomy places the organism in Eukaryota, Fungi, Ascomycota, Dothideomycetes, Pleosporales, Pleosporaceae. The transcript has 2 exons. Bases 1 to 387 code for a protein of 128 amino acids.